AUGGCCGAGGUGGAGAGCCAGUUCGGGGCCACGCAGAACGGGCACGAGGCGGCGGCGGGAGCUGAGGGCUCCGCUGGAGGAGGCGGCGGCGAGGAGCAGAAGCAGCCCCUGGCCCAGCAGCAGCCGGACCCGCAGCCCUUAGAGGAGGAGGAGGAGGAGGAAGAGGCCGAGGAGGAAGAGGACGAGGAGGUGGUGGCGGCGGCAGUGGUGUCCGACCCGGGCGAAGGCGAUGGCGAGGAGGCCGGGCAGUCUGCCGCCACAGCCGAGGCCGCCGGGAGCCAGAACGGGGCCGAAGGCGACCAGAUCAAUGCCAGCAAGAACGAGGAGGAUGCCGGGAAGAUGUUUGUUGGUGGCCUCAGUUGGGAUACAAGCAAAAAAGAUUUGAAAGAUUACUUCACAAAAUUUGGUGAAGUGACUGACUGCACAAUAAAGAUGGAUCCUAAUACAGGCAGAUCAAGAGGUUUUGGAUUCAUUCUCUUCAAAGAAGCAGCAAGUGUUGACAAAGUUUUGGAGCAGAAAGAACAUAAGUUAGAUGGACGUGUAAUUGAUCCUAAAAAGGCAAUGGCAAUGAAGAAGGAUCCUGUGAAAAAAAUAUUUGUUGGUGGACUUAACCCAGAAGCAGCAGAAGAGAAGAUCAGGGAAUAUUUUGGAGAAUUUGGAGAGAUUGAAGCAAUUGAACUUCCAAUGGAUCCAAAGACCAAUAAAAGAAGGGGUUUUGUGUUCAUCACAUUUAAAGAAGAAGACCCAGUGAAGAAAAUUUUGGAGAAAAAAUUCCACAAUGUUAGUGGUAGCAAGUGUGAGAUAAAGGUAGCACAGCCAAAAGAAGUAUAUCAGCAACAACAGUUUGGUUCUGGGGGUGGCCGAGGAAGAGGUGGAAGAAGAGCUCAAAGUCAAAAUUGGAAUCAAGGUUAUGACAAUUACUGGAACCAGGGUUAUGGGAGUCAAGGAUACGGCUAUCAGCAAGGUUAUGGUGGCUAUGGAGGCUAUGAUUAUUCAGGAUAUGGGUAUUUUGGAUAUGGACCGGGCAGUGAUUACAGUCAAGGUGGUUCAAAUUAUGGGAAGGCUCCAAGACGCGGUCAUCAGAAUAACUACAAGCCAUAUUGAUCAAAGGUAUUCAGGUAUGCAGUGGUGUGCUCUAAGGGAGGAAACCACUGCAUAGGUUUUGUACUCAAUGCUGUAGAUGGACAUUACAAUUAUGUACCAAAAUUAACUUUACAAUACAUUUCUAUGGCCUGUUAUGUGUAUCGGAAGAGCUCUCUGGAAAUGUCUUUGUUUAAUAUUUGCAGAUAAUAGAUGUCUAGAAAGUGUGGUGUGUAAAUUUCAGCCUUGCUGAAGAUUAAUGAUUUUAUUGAUAGGUUAAAUUGAAACUGAUUUUAAGAGUCUGCUUAAAGCUGCAGCUCUGCAUCUAGGGAUUGCCUCUUAGAGUGAAAUAUGAACUACGUUAUUCCAGUUGUACAGAAUAAGAUGCAUUUUAGGGAACCAGUGUCACUUUCCACCUUUUUAUUUUGUAUUGGUUUUGUGUCAUACAUUUCCUUUAAUGGAAGUGUUAAUUUUACUGUACUUUUUGGUACCUUUUUGGAAUCUAAUGUAUUGUAAGGUAUUUUACAUGUGUUCUGAUUCACCAUGACAUGGAUAUUGAUGCUAUUCUAGCUUUUGAAUAAAAAAGCAUAAUCCAG
This is a messenger RNA of Anolis carolinensis (green anole), 1676 nucleotides long. RefSeq names its product heterogeneous nuclear ribonucleoprotein A/B (gene hnrnpab). The coding region runs from base 1 to 1104 and encodes 367 amino acids. Gene Ontology annotation, cellular component: nucleoplasm; chromatin. The record is from RefSeq and is a predicted model, not a curated record. Lineage: Eukaryota; Metazoa; Chordata; Lepidosauria; Squamata; Anolidae. Gene Ontology annotation, biological process: regulation of gene expression. Gene Ontology annotation, molecular function: RNA binding. The transcript is spliced from 7 exons.